AUGAGCCAAGCGUUCAUAUGCCUUCAUUUCUCAUUGACGUCUGUCGCCUCCCCCCAUGUGACGUCUGUCGCUCCCCGUGUGACGUCGGUCACCCCUCCCCGUGUGACGUCGCCCCUUCCCUCCCGUGUGACGUCUGUCGCCUUCCCUCCCCGUGUGACGUCUGUCGCCCCCCCCCCGUGUGACGUCUGUCACCUUCCCACGUGUCACUUCUUUUGCUUGUCACCUUGUCUAUCUUUUGCCAUGGCCUCGUCUUUCUUUCUCUUAUUGCUAUUUUUCAUUCCAUUCUCUCUCCCCCCUCCUCUUAAAUUUAUAUAUGCUUUACAUCAUCACACAUUGUUUUAUUUCCAUCUAAUCCUUUCUGUCAGUUUUUUUUCUUCUUUAAUGUCAGAUUGUGGCAAUACACCAUUCAUUACUCAACACCUGUGCACCUGGUGUGCAGUUCUUCACUGCUGGGUGCCAAAAUAA
This is a messenger RNA of Acanthosepion pharaonis, 465 nucleotides long. The record is from the annotation of a GenBank genome assembly. Lineage: Eukaryota; Metazoa; Mollusca; Cephalopoda; Sepiida; Sepiidae.